UUGUUUGUGAGAUUGCCGCCGUGCUUCGACAUCUCCAUGGCAACCAUCAAGCGACGCUUCCGGCGCUGCGUUUCGAACAUCUACCCGAUCCAAUUUACGGACUCGGAGCGGCAACUUCGCAUCCACAUCUUCCAUUGCUCCUUCUAUGAUGCCGAGGCCGAGAGCCACGCCAUGCUGCCGCGGGAGGAGUCGGAGCUGAAGCGGACCAUCUUCGAGAUGCCGCGAAACCUGAAGCGCCAGCAAGCCAUGCAAGACGCCUUAGGAGUUCGAACCCUUGAGUUCGGGGGUGACUGCGCCGCCGGCCUUGCGGUGGAGAGAGUUGAGAUCAGCCCCGCCCUGGAGCGCGAGGAUCUGGUGCUUGACCGCCCGGACAGCUACGAGGUGCAGCUUCACCAGGAUUGGCUGCCCUGUGUGGUGCGCGAAAUGCAGGGGGACGACAUCAGCGUGGACCUCUACGCUCCUGGCAGCUUCUUCUCUGAGAACUUGGGCCAUUUCGGGCCCCGCGUCGUCUCCCUUGAGAAGAUCCGGCACCGGCAGUGGGAGGUCUGCCGGGGCGAGGUGCUGCGGAUCCCGGAGGGCGAGACCCUGACGCUCUCUGCGGGGCAGCAUCUCUGGGUGCAGUCCCGGGGGCCAGGCCAGGAUGAGCCGGCUGGGCGGCUGGAGAUGCCAGAAGGGUCCACGCUGCGAUGCGAGGGCGGCACCGUGGACAAUGAGGGUCUUCUGAUGUGCGGCUUCUCGGUGCCCAGCGGGAAGUACUGCCUGGAGAUCGAGAGCACCAAGACUGUGCUGGUGGAUUGCGUGAACGGGAUCCCGGAGCUUCCAGCGGAGGAGCGCUCCGUGGCGCUGCAGUGCUUCACCUGGAUCUUCGAGCGCGCCUUUCGCCAGAUGCAGCUCCGAACCCUCGGCGGGCGCGGGUGGUACUUCACCGACGGCCUGGCCCUGCCACAGGGCGACCGAUCGGUUUCUCCGCGGGUUUUCCUCUACAAAGGAUUCGUGGCCAGCACGGGGCACGUGGCCUGGGGGCCAUGCCUGAAGGUGGAUAUCUCCGUGCGGCUCAUCCAGGGCCAAACCGCGCUGGCGCGGCUGAACUUCUUCCGGGACCUGCUUUUUGAGCACCGGAAGAACCAGCAGCUCCCCGCCCCGACCAAGGAUGAGAUGGAUGAGUUCUUGCAGAAGCAGAUGGUGGGCCGGACUUGUAUGAGCAGGCACAACCAGAUCCACUACCGCAUCCACAAGGUCUGCAUCGACAUGGACCCUUCCGCCACCUUCCCCUUCGAAGAUGGGGAGAUCACCUACCUGGAGUACUUCCGGCGACGGCACGGCAUCGUGCUGGAGAAGCGCCAGCCGAUGCUCUACUGCCCCUUCCGCGCCAAGCAGGAGGUGUACUUGCCUGCAGAGAUUGCCUUUCUGACCGGUCUGGAUGAUGAAUGGAAGUCCGACAAGGACUUUUCCCAGAGCCUCUGGCAAGGCCUGCGGCACACGCCGCGGGAGCAUUGGAGCUUGCAGGCGCGGCUUCUGAGGGGUCUCACACAGGACCAGUCGCCCUUGCGCGAGUGGGGGGUGAAGAUAGCGCCGGAGCCUUUGAAGGUGAAUUUCGGGCAGCUGCCGCAGGAGCCGGUUUACUUCGACCAGGAGGCCGAGGACUAUUUCCGGAAGCUGCAGGCGCCGCCGCAGAGUUUGGAGGUCUUCACCUCCCAGGGCCUCCGACCCUGGCCCCAGGUUUGGACCCGGCCCAAAGAGUGCAUCUCCUUGGAUCGCUGGGUGAUCUUUGCCCCCGCGGCUCAGGAGGACCAUGUGCAACGCUUCAUCGCCGAGAUCGAGCCGUUGGUGGGUGAGCUCCUGGACAAUUGCAAGGAUCUCCGCGUGGCCAGGCCGGAGGCUGUGAGCAUCUCUGCUACUUCUGCAGCCGGUUGGGUGAAGAAGCUGUCCAGCUACCAGCCGCCUUGGCCGAAGCAGCUCACGGACUUCGUGGUGGUGGUCUUGCCCAACGUCAAGCGCCGCGACCAGUAUUACUACCAGCUGAAGAGUUUGCUCACCUUCCACUGGGAGCCUUGCUGUCCAACGCAGAUGAUGAUGGCCUCCACGCUGCACCCUCUCUCUCGCCCGCAGGUGUGGCGGAGCCUUUUGCAGCAGAUUCUGGUGAAGAAGGGGGCCUUCCUUUGGGCCAUCUCGCCCUUGCCGUAUCUGGGGCGCAGCAUGAUGGUGGUGGGCCUCGACACGGUGAAGGCUGGCAAAGAGGCGCCGGUGCUGCAAGCUCUCAGCGCAUCCGUCAAUGUCUACUUCACCAGCUACUUCAGCACCUGGCGCUCAGGCCCCGACUGCGGCGCUCUGCUGCGCCAGGCCUUGCAGCACUUCUACACCCGGCUCCGGCGGGUGCCGGACACCUUGGUCAUCUACCGGGGCGGUGUCAGCGAAAGCCAAGAAGCGCAGCUGCUGGAGUCCGAGCUGCACGGGGAGCACGGGCUUCUCGCCGCAUUGCACACAUACGCCCAGGAGGUCUUGCCAGACCAGGACUUGGAAGAGUGGGAGGCCAAGCUCUCGGUGGCCUUCAUCAUGGCGCGAAGGAGUCUGAACUCGCGCUUCAUGACUGAGGAUGGGGAGAACCUGCCCAGUGGCAGCUACAUCGACGAGGACGUCAUUCCAGGCAAAGCAACUGGGGCGCAGAAUCCUGAGCGCUAUGAUUUCUACAUGGUCUCUCAGAGCUACGUCAUCGGCACUGCCCGGCCGACGCUAUAUACCGUGCUGUACAACACGUCGAGCUUCUCAAAGCUAGAGAUCGUUGAGCUCACCUACCGCCUCUGCGCGGUGUACAUGACCUUUGCCGGCAUGGUGUCCAUGCCAGCGCCCCUGAAGUAUGCCACGAAGCUCCUGAGCCUCCUGACCAAGUGCAGCCAAGUACCUGCGGAGCCCACCAAGGAGUUAGAGCUCUGGAGGCCAAACCUCUUCUUCGUCUAGGGCACAUGACGAGUGUUCGAUGCCAUGGAGAUCGCUCGGCAGGCGCGCGUCACACACCUAGAGGUUCGAGAACACCGAGAGCUGACGCGAGCGAAGCUUCGGAGCGGGCGAAGACAGCGGGCGCCGGGCCGAGAUGGUCCCGGCGAUGCGAGGGACCUGGCCAAGGCGAGAAAGUUCCAACCGGAUAUGGAGCUUCCUGUUCAGAUCUUGGAGGUUCUGGC
This is a messenger RNA of Effrenium voratum, 3176 nucleotides long. NCBI's taxonomy places the organism in Eukaryota, Dinophyceae, Suessiales, Symbiodiniaceae. The record is from the annotation of a GenBank genome assembly.